GUUGUCAAGCGCGCCUGCGAUGCUUGCCAUCGUCGCAAGGUUAGAUGCAACGGCGCCAACCCCUGCCGAAACUGCUCUGGUUCUCAGCUCUUGUGCACCUACAAUGCGAUUCCUCAGAAGAAGGGGCCCAAGGGCUCUCGUGCAAAGGUCAUCAGCGAGCUCAGAGAGACUCAGCGACAAACCAGCUUGGCCGCCAAGGUCCAUCAGAGACUGACUGGCGCGCCUCCCACACCUACAACUUAUGGUCCCGAACCGUCGACUGGCCUACUAUCCAACGAGUUCAUGAAGGACUGCCUCCGAUACUUCUUUGACAACGUUUACGGGCAGAUGCCCAUUCUUGACAGACGCGCGCUCGAGGAGCACAUGACGGUUAUGGAACAGGGCCGUGAUGUGUAUUGCCUGUUGAGCGCUCUCUGCGCGUUUGUCAUGCUCCAGCCUGGAACGGCUCUGCCCGUCAAUGACUCCUUCAACCUCGAGCUGCACCCAGGCGCCAACAUCGCUGCAAGCCAGCUCCUUCUCGAUGAGUGCAUCCGGAUCCGAAAAGCCAGCGACUACCAAGACUCCAUCACCCACUACGUCCUUGUCACCAACUACCUCAUCUUUGCUUGCAACUUUGCCCUGGACAACCACGACAAGGCUUGGUUUUAUCUGCGUGAGACUAGCACCAUGAUGCACAUGGCCGGCAUGCACAAGGAGGACUUCUACUCGUCCCUUGAUCGGGAAGAUGCCAUACGAAGACGCCAUCUUUACUGGCUUGUGCUCAUGACAGAGAGAUCGUACGCUAUCCAGCGUAAUCGACCUCAAACUCUCCAGGCCUCGAUUCGCCUUCCUGGUGUGGGUGACGAGACGGGCAACCCUAGGAUGUUUGAUGUCAACACCUUUGCCAUUCGCGCAAAGCUCUUCCAGCCAUUCGACAAUGCUUGUUUGGGAACUUGGAAGAAGGUACAGAGCCAGUUCUCGGCGGCUCAGAUCACAGGGCUCCAGAAGCAACUUCAAGAAGCGGCCCUCGCGUUCUCCUGUCAGGAUACAAGCCUGGCUGAUAUGGGAACAAAUCAACAGUGGCUCCAAAACCUCAUUUGGCAGCUCACCCCCAACAAUGGGCCCGACGGUAACGAGGAAUACAUGGCCCCCUCUCCCUGGCUAACCAACAAACAGAUUGAGAGUCUUCUCCAAGCAUGCCACCUUCUGAAUGAUGUUCUCUAUCGUCAACCAAACAUUCGCCAUCCUUACACUGUCAGCCCCCAUGAUCAUCUUCAGCAGCUGCUGCAAGUCUUGGGCAUGUUGAGACACAGCCACUGGCACUACCUGCCUCUACUGCUCACCAAGGUGGUUGAGGUUCUCCCCCGUCUCACCAACCCAAUUCUCCCCAACGCACCAGAGAACUGUCAAAUGGCCAACAUUGACAUCUUUGACGGCUUUGGCAAUGCUGGCAUGGCGCAGCCUCAGAUGGCAAUGUACCAGGCAUCGAUGGCCAUCUACCAGAAUCAGAUCACUACACCCGAUUCACUGGCCAACUCGAAUGGUGGCAAUGGAACACCCCCGGGAUCGCAACAGGACAACAAUAUGAGUUCCUCGUUUGUGACACCACCUAGUGUUGUAUCACCUGGGAUGGAAUAUCCCCACAACUUGACCAAUUUCAAUGUCUCUGAUAUGGUCAUGAGCCCAAUGGGCGACGGAACACCUCCCAACUCGAUGAACUAUAUGCCAAACCAGCAACAGCAGAUGUCGAUGCAGGGAGAUGGGAUGUGCCAGCCUCAAAUGGACAACAUGGCGUCACGGAGCAUGCGCAACCAGAGUCUGAAUGCCCAGUCCAUGUACGACCUGCAACAAACACCAGAAACAGCAGGCAGUUACCAGAUGCAGAGCCAGGCGCCCAUGACAGGCCAGAGCCAGGCGUCG
Fusarium vanettenii 77-13-4 is the source of this 1899-nucleotide messenger RNA. RefSeq lists its product as uncharacterized. NCBI's taxonomy places the organism in Eukaryota, Fungi, Ascomycota, Sordariomycetes, Hypocreales, Nectriaceae. Gene Ontology annotation, molecular function: DNA-binding transcription factor activity, RNA polymerase II-specific; DNA binding; zinc ion binding. The transcript has 3 exons. The annotation marks the transcript as partial. The record is from RefSeq and is a predicted model, not a curated record. Gene Ontology annotation, biological process: regulation of DNA-templated transcription; DNA-templated transcription.